GGAACAAGUAAAUUGCUUAAUAUUUACCCACGCUCACCACAUUGCGCGACAUCACAAGAUUCCUGCGUGUUCUCUUCACCCCGGCUGUGUCGGGACAAACUUCUCGAGGGAUCUUAUGACUAGGGAGUGGGUCCAACGCAUCUACCAGUAUGCCUCGCUCCUCUUUCUAAAAUCGUGGGAGGAGGGGGCGCAAACGACUUUGCAUUGUGCGAUGUGUGACGUCGAGGAAUUAAGGCUUGUUAAGCCGCUGAAUAAAACAAACCGAACUGAACCUGUUAGUCCCUACUUUGUGGAGUGCGGCAACCAGACCAUUGAGUCGCUGCUGCCUUACGGCUGGGAUGUGGAGGAGGCAGAUCGCAUUGUAGAGUGGGGGAAAAAACUGGUUGGGCUGGCGCCGAAAUAG
Trypanosoma cruzi is the source of this 403-nucleotide messenger RNA. RefSeq lists its product as uncharacterized. The transcript has a single exon. The annotation marks the transcript as partial. The record is from RefSeq and is a predicted model, not a curated record. Lineage: Eukaryota; Euglenozoa; Kinetoplastea; Trypanosomatida; Trypanosomatidae.